This is a messenger RNA of Dimorphilus gyrociliatus, 3522 nucleotides long. The record is from the annotation of a GenBank genome assembly. Lineage: Eukaryota; Metazoa; Annelida; Polychaeta; Dinophilidae.
AUUUAUCGACAUGGAACAGUCGACGACGCACGAAUGUUCAGCGUUUCUUAAUGGAACGCAACCAAAUUUUAAUGAAGAUCAGGUCUACAUUUCAAAGAAACGGUUAAAUGUUUUUUAUUGAAUUUUUUAAAAUUAAUCUAUUAAGUAUGGUUAAUUAAUUAGUAUUUUCCAAGUUUGUUCUAUAGAAAAUGUUCUUUUUCUUUUUUUGUUUGUUCUACCAUGAACUAGUCAAAUAUUAUAAAAAAUAUCAAAAAUUACAUAAGUAAUUAAUAAAAAAGAAAAUUUUAUACGUUUUCUUAUUCUUUCUUUCUUUUCCCGUUUAUGCUCAACAGAACGGAUCGUAAGAAGAGUAAAUUUUGGUGGUUUAGAAGAACUUUUUUGGAGCGUUCUCUUAUUCUGAUUGUUCUAUUCUUCCUUCUCGCUCUUAUUGUUACGGUAAUAGUCGCUGCUAGAAGAUCAUCAGGCUCAGAUUACUUCGACCCAAGUGGAACUUGCUUAAAAGAAGAGUGUGUCAGCGCGGCGGCGAGAAUAAUUGAAGCCAGAGAUUUGACUGUCAAUCCCUGCGACGACUUUUACGAAUAUGCUUGCGGUAAUUGGAGGAAAAGGAAUGUCGUACCGGAAGACCAGUCCAGUUAUACGAUGUUUACGGCGUUGAAUGAACGCCUUGAUAGGCUUUUGAAAGGCAAGUCAAUUUCCUGUAUCCUUUUUUUCCAGUUUACAAUUCCGCAUUGGUAGGUUGGCGUUGGCGUUUGAAUGUCAUAGAAAACUUUUAGUAAAUAGUAAACCGCCUACGAACUUUUUCUAAUGGUCCGAAAUAGUUUUUUUUAUAUUUUUUUAACGGAUUUUUUAUGAUAAUUGCAUACGAACUACUUGUAACCAUGACCAUCUUUUUGACAGAACUGAUAGAAAACAACGAAUAUUUAAACACGCUAGCACCUAUCCAAAAAGUACGAACACUGUAUAAUUCGUGUUUAAACACGACGAGAAUAGAAGAUCGGGGUCUUCAACCUUUGACCGAUCUCCUAUCAGAUCUCGGCGAAUGGCCUGUGCUGAACCCUCACUGGACAUCACAAGGGAAAAAUUGGAUUGAUACUUUGGUUAAACUUCGUCUGUUUAAUAACCAACCUCUAUUCAAAACCUGGGUUCAUGCCGACGAAAGAGAGCCGCUUAAGAACAUUCUUCAGAUUGAUCAAGCUGAGCUGGGUUUACCAACUAAAAACUUUUUCAAACAAAAAUCGAAAACGGACGCCUAUUUGAAAUUUAUGAAGGAUGUUGCAAAUCUGCUUCAAGCUUCGCGAGAGAGAGCGGACGAGCAUCUCGGCGAAGUUCUUCGAUUUGAAAAACGACUUUCGGGAUUCUUGGCAGAGGAAGCAUCGAGGCGUGACCUUAAAAAGAUGUAUAAGAAGAUGACUUUGAAGGAAUUGUCAAGAAAUACGACGAACAUAGACUGGAUGAGAUUCUUUACAAAAGUUUUUCAAAGUGUUAAUAUCAACAUAACACAAGAGACCGAAGUUGUUGUAUAUAACUUAAAGUAUCUAAUCGAUUUGGAUUCUCUUAUUGCGGAAGAAAAGGCCAAUACCGAUGCCGAACCAUUAUUUGAGACCACCAUUCAAAAUUACGUAGUAUGGUUAAUGGUUAAGAAUCGUUUAAAAAAUAUGGGUAAAAAAUAUUCCUCAGCCAGACUACCAUUUCGCGAGGUUAUGUUUGGAACGACCCAAGAACAGGCUAGGUGGCGAGAUUGCGUAACCGUAACAAACAACUUUUUGGGUUUCGCAACAAGUCGCCUAUUUGUUGAUAGAUAUUUUGAUGAAUCGUCUAAAAAAGUUGCCCUGGAGAUGAUUGGAAAAGUUCGCGACUCUUUUAAUGAGAUCCUGAAAGAACUUGACUGGAUGGACGAUGAGGCCCGUAAAACUGCAAAAGAAAAAGCUGAUGCUAUUAGGGAUAGUAUCGGGUAUCCGGAGUUUAUUCAAAAUAAUACGGCUUUGAAUAAUUAUUAUAAAAGUGUAACCGUCAAUGAAUCUAAUUACUUUGAAAAUUAUCUGGAAUUCCUAAAAUUUACAACAAGAAGAGAUCUAAGUAGAUUAGAUAAACCAGUUGAUAAAACAAUCUGGCACACACCACCGACCACUGUAAACGCCUUCUAUAAUCCUAUGUUUAAUAUGAUAACUUUUCCUGCUGCCAUACUGCAACCGCCUUUUUAUAAUGAAAACUUCCCAAAGUAUAUUAACUAUGGAGGCAUAGCAACCGUCAUCGGUCAUGAAAUCACUCAUGGUUUCGACGAUCGAGGUCGGUUAUUUGAUAAGGAUGGAAAAAUGAGAACAUGGUGGUCUGACGAAGUUGUAAAAAAGUUCGAAAAAAGGGCUAGCUGCAUAAUAAACCAAUACGGAAAUUAUCUGGUCGAAGAAGUCAAUAAAACGAUUAAUGGAGUACAGACUCAAGGGGAAAACAUUGCUGAUAACGGCGGUUUAAAGCAGGCUUUUCGAGCCUACAAGAAGCUUGUGAGGGAGGGUUUAAGAGAGCAAGUUCUACCAGGUAUUGAUUUGAACCCUGAUCAAUUAUUCUUUUUAAAUUUUGCUCAGGUCUGGUGUGGUUCUGAACGAAAAGAGUAUUCUAUGCAGACACUAACCAACGGAAAACACAGUCCUGGAAGAUUUAGGGUUAUUGGAACUCUACAAAACUCUGGAGACUUUGCGAAAGCAUUUAAAUGCGCCAACGGAAGUCCAAUGAAUCCUGAAAAUAAAUGUUCUUUAUGGUGACUGCGCUCGACUUGAAUGGUCCCUUACAGCUUGCUUUUUCCUCCCUCAACCAAAUCUACUUCUGCUCCUCCUGUUUCUCCAUCAUGGUUUUCUCCCUUCUUCUCUAUUGCUCUUCAGAUAUAUUAAAAAUAUAGUUCAACCUUAAGAAAUCGUCGCUACGUCACCGAAGAAAAAAUUUCUGCUGUUUUACUAAAAAGAGAAUUAAAAAAAAAACAUAAAAAGAAACAAAAAAAUCAUUAAUUUUUUCAAUAAGUUUCCAAAUAUUUUUUAGUUGAGAAAUUUGAAAGUUUGCUUGAAUUUCGUUUAUUUUCUCUCCUCCUUUCUCUCCUUUUCCAUUGCUAUCUUGUAUAAAAACAGAUUUAAAAAAAACAGAAAAACAGAAAAAAAAAAUCCAAAGAGACUAAUUCUUUUGGUAUUAAUGUUUAAAAAAAUACUAUAUACUAAUGAACUAAGUGUAAUGAUAUAAAUAAUAUAUAUUGUAUAUAUAUAGUGUUUUUUAAACAAAGAUAUUUCAUUGUCUCUAAACUUUGUAAAUAUAAAAAAGGCUACAUUGUAAUUUGUGUGAUUUAAUUAACUAAUUAAUAAUUUCAUAAAAAUUCUUUUUUCAUAUAUUCUAUAAAAAUUUAGUUAGUUAAUUCCAUGUUUUAUUGCGUGUUAAAUAGAAUUCUUUAUAAUAAAAAAAACUACUAAUUUUUUAGAGAGAGAGAGACUGAUAUAAUGUAAAAGUUAAUUCUUUAUAUGCUCUAUUUUGUCCCUUUAACUUCCG